Dunckerocampus dactyliophorus (ringed pipefish) is the source of this 1243-nucleotide messenger RNA. It is a transcript of the gene gca, whose product is annotated as grancalcin. The record is from RefSeq and is a predicted model, not a curated record. NCBI's taxonomy places the organism in Eukaryota, Metazoa, Chordata, Actinopteri, Syngnathiformes, Syngnathidae. Gene Ontology annotation, molecular function: calcium ion binding. The transcript is spliced from 8 exons. Bases 118 to 834 code for a protein of 238 amino acids.
CACAAAAAAACAACAACUGCUUUCCCGGAAGUAGUAAAGAAGCAAGUCAAAGCAGUAGUAGAGUCUGUGCUGUUAGCGCUUCAACCAACCUGUGCCAUUUUUUAAAUUUAACUUAAUAUGGCUUACCCAGGAUACGGUGGGUAUGGCCACGGCGGACCAAUGCUACCCAGUGGGAUAUCCGGCGGACCAAUGCUACCCGGUGGGAUAUCCGGCGGACCAAUGCCCGGUCAUAUGGGUGGACCAAUGGGAGGUGCACCGCCCCGAGGGGCUGGAUAUGUGCCCUACGGAGGAGGCUACCCCGGCGCAUAUGGCGCUCCAUCCCCAGCUGCUAAUGACCCCAUGUGGGGUUAUUUUACAGCCAUUGCUGGCCAGGACGGUGAGGUGGAUGCAGAGGAGCUGCAAAGGUGCCUGACUCAAGCUGGUUUCACUGGAACCUACAGCCCCUUCAGCCUGGAGACCUGCAGGAUCAUGAUUGCAAUGCUGGAUAGGGACUUCACGGGGAAGAUGGGCUUCAACGAGUUCAAGGAGUUGUUUAUGGCUCUGAAUGGCUGGAAGCAGAACUUCAUGAUGUUUGACCGGGACAGGAGCGGGACCGUGGAGUCCCACGAGAUGAGCCAGGCCAUCAGCUCAAUGGGAUACCGCAUCAGUCCCCAGGCUCUGAACGCCAUCCUGAAGCGCUACAACAGAGGCGGACGCAUCUUCUUCGACGACUACGUGGCCUGCUGCGUCAAGCUUCGCGCGCUCACAGAGAACUUUAAGAGGAGAGAUACGAUGCAGCGAGGUUCUGUCAACUUCCUUUACGAUGAUUUCAUCAUGUGCACGAUGUCCCUUUAAGUGCUGCUGUUGGGCGGAGCCGUGAGUCCAGACCCGCCAAGGAGCCAAUUACGGAUGGAUCACGUCCCAGUUCUGCAGGAACCAUGGCCAGUCGGGUCCCCGGAGGGGUUUUGGACCUUUCGGGGGAACCUAAUGCCUACUGCCACUGCUUAUGAAUGCUAAUAUACAUCAUGAAAAAAAAUGUUUACAGCCAAGAGCUGUUUGAAUACGAGCUCCAGUGACGAUGACACUUUAGGCCCAUUUGUAACUUUUAUAAAAUAAUACACUCAAAUUCUAUAUAGCACAUCUGUAUUAUAUAUAUUUACUCUCUAUGCAUCGGCUCCAUUUGGAGUUUUCCAUAAUCGAUGCUGGUGGAGAGUUCAUAUUCUCUUAUUCACAAUAAAAAAGAAAAAUCUAUAUUUUGUACAAU